Molecule: messenger RNA, 1379 nt
Organism: Phytophthora nicotianae INRA-310
Lineage: Eukaryota; Oomycota; Peronosporomycetes; Peronosporales; Peronosporaceae
Exons: 5
Coding region: 201-1085 (294 amino acids)
Source: RefSeq, a predicted model, not a curated record
CAUUUUCCGAUGCAAAGCUCACUUUUGUUCACGGUUGCACGGUUCUGUCAAUGCGAACGCAUAAGCAGGGUCAUUUCAAGACAUAAGAGUGGCGGUAUUCGGUUCAAGUCCAGUUCAGCGCAACCUUGGGCUCCGCUACCGUCCGAUGGAUCAGCAGCACUGUGCCACCAUUUGCCCGAUUUACCUGUUCGAGCAGCACCAUGGACUCCGCUCAGCUGAUCCGCUUCCUUCGCACGGCAUGUCCGCUCGGCGCCUCGCUCAGCGUCCUGGUAACGAUGGUGAGCUGCGUCAUUAUCGUCAAGGUGAACAACAUUUGGGUCAGCGGACUUACAUGGCCGUUCCUCUCGGACAUGGGGCGAGACUACCCGGCCUACUACGUGUUCGGUACGGGACUCACGCUCGUGGCCAUCCUGCUCGUAUUCACAUGGACAUUCAACUGGCGCUACCACAUGACGGCGUUACCGGAGGAUGCCACAGUAUACCGCGUGCUUUCAACCAUUAGCUGGAUCGCCGGUGUCCUGGCCAACCCAGGUCUCCCCGUUCUGGCCUUUUUUGACACGUCCAAGCACUCGAAGCUCCAUGCUGCAGGCGCUGAGUGGUUCUUCUACAUUGAAACUAUUGCUGUUCUCCUCAACACCAUCGUAAGCUACAAGCUGUACAAGAUGCUGACGGGAUUGCAGAUGGACCUAGAAAACGCUUGCUCGACUAUGGGAGCCAAGAUGCAACGAAGGAAAAAGACGUUGAAGAUCCAGGUCAUCUUCUUCUCGCUCUUCUUCGUAGCGUUCCUCAUUUACAUGCCCAUCGGAACUUCAGUGGCCCCGCAAUCGCAACGUCUCUCUAUUGACGACUGCAUUGAUAAGGGACUCGGCGAGACCUACUGUGAGGUGACGAUGCGCCUCAAUUCGACGUCUACCACGCUUUACGACGAUGAAAAGACGUACGGCACGAGCCAAAUGCGUGCUGCCGCCCAGCUUGCGUGCAUCCUGACGCUGGUUGGCUACUCAGCUUCCUUUAUCACCAACGACUACGAUGAUUCGGAAGGUCAGGACUUCACCCCAGAUGCCAAGAUUGCCGUGCUGCAGUAAACUAACGUCGGUAGAUUUAUCUGGAACGGAUGAAAAUUAGAAAAUGGUAAGCUAGAGCUUUUGUUCGACUUGUAUGCUGUAGACCUCGUACUUGUUGUGUCGGAAGCUUGUGUUUCGACUUAAGUUUCACGUAGAGAGUUCUGCGCCCAUGGACACGAGUUUAUGAGUACAAGAAAGAAUCGAAUAAUCGAGUCUCGGUCUAUCACUUCACGGUGUCUGUUGUGCUAACGAAGCUGAGCAAUGCCAACUGCUGCGUUAGUGCGUGUGCUUCGGGCAGUGUGUCUCUGGCGGCUA